UAUCUCGCUUAAAUUUUUAAAUAAAAAAUACGUACGAAAAACGUAAAAGCGUAAUUAGGUAGUAUACAAGAAGCUCCAUUAAACCUCUACCGAAACUUGAAUUAUAUUACACGAAAUGCCCCGAUGUCGCUAAUGCUGUUUGUAGGGAAGUUUGCGAGAAUAGUAGCACAUAAGAACUAAUCACGCCCACCGUCAGCUGCCAGCCAAUAGGAGGUUCAAGCGAUUGUUUCCUUCAAACAUGAAAUAACAGUUCUUCAUUUUCUCAUUAUUUCUCCAUUUAGCUCGGAUCAGAACGCAUUUUGUGUGAGUUAUACUGGUAACGGGAAACAAUAAAAUAAUAACAAUGGACAGCAGCCAAGCUCCCAGACUGAACGGCUUUGUCAACGGUGACUAUCAAAACAGUAAAUAUGCUUUCGUGGCUACAGAAGAACAGUGCACCCAAUCCAGGUUAGGCAGUUUGAAAGACUUCUGGAGAAUGCAUAAGAAAUCCUUGGAAGAUCCUGAUACAUUCUGGGCAGAAGCGGCAGCUCCCUUUUACUGGAAAACCGCUAUUCCUUCCAAAAAUAUCGUCAAUUAUAAUAUAGAUGUCACCAAAGGUAAAGUGUUUAUAGAGUGGAUGAAAGGAGCAACCACUAACAUAUGCUACAACGCGUUGGACAGAAAUAUAGAACUUGGACAUGGAGAUCAGAUAGCAUUUUAUUGGGAAGGUAACGAUCCUGAAGAUUCCGACAAGAUUACCUACAGGGAACUACUUCGCCGAGUUUGUCGGUUUGCUAAUGUUCUCAAAAGUAAAGGUGUGCAGAAAGGUGAUAUGGUAGCUUUGUACAUGCCGAUGAUCAUAGAGCUUGUCAUAGCCAUGUUUGCUUGCGCUAGAAUAGGAGCCAUACAUUCCGUAGUAUUUGGUGGAUAUUCUUCCGAAUCCCUCGCUGAAAGAAUUCUGGAUGGAAAUUGUAAAAUACUAGUCACUGCUGAUGGUGUUUGGCGAGGAAAGAAGUUAGUGCACUUGAAAAAUAUUGUUGACAAAACACUAGACAUCUGCCGAAAAAGAAACCAUGAGAUGACGGCUACAAUAGUUGUGCAGCAUCAGAUGAACCUUCUAUCAACACAGAAACUCUUAAAGGGACAGCUAAAUGAGAACAGAAAGGUUAAUGGUUAUAAUAUAGAGGUGUCCUGGGACCCAGAAGUCGAUGUUUGGUGGCAUCUAGAAAUGGAACGAGCUUCCGAAAUCUGCGAACCCGUAUGGGUAGAUGCAGAACAUACUUUAUUUACAUUGUAUACGAGUGGCUCGACAGGUAAACCUAAAGGCUGCGUUCAUACGACAGGAGGGUACAUGGUGUACGGUGCUCUUACUUUCAAAUACGUAUUUGACUACUUUCCUGGAGACGUAUUCUUCUGCACCGGCGACAUUGGUUGGCUAACCGGACACACGUAUAUUGUAUACGGAUCUCUCCUAAAUACGGCAACUUGUAUAUUAUACGAAGGUGUACCCACUCAUCCCGAUGCUGGACGAUACUGGGCCAUCGUUGAAAAAUAUAAUGUAACACAAUUCUAUACAGCACCUACCGCUAUUCGAACUCUCAUGCGAUAUGAUGAUUCCUACGUUACUAGGCACAACAGGAGCUCUCUGAGAGUCUUAGCUUCAGUUGGCGAGCCUAUUAAUGAAGACGCCUGGUUCUGGUAUCACCAACUCGUUGGAGAAGGCCGAUGUCCCAUUGUAGAUACCUUCUGGCAAACAGAAACAGGUGGUCACUUGCUGACUCCAAUACCUUUCUGCACAGCUUUGAAGCCCGGUUGUGCGUCUCUUCCUUUCUUUGGUGUUGAACCUGCUAUUUUGGAUGAAGAUGGAGAAGAAAUCGAAGGUCCGGGUAAAGGAUAUUUGGCAAUCAAAAGGCCUUGGCCUGCUAUUAUGAGAACAGUCUAUGGAAACCACGAAAGAUUUGAAAACACAUAUUUUAGAAGAUUCCCUGGUUACUACUUCACAGGAGACGGUGGUCGCAGAGAUGAAGAUGGGUUUUACUGGGUAACAGGGCGAGUAGAUGAUAUGUUGAACGUAUCAGGCCAUCUGCUAUCUACUAUGGACGUCGAAGCUGCUCUAGUAGGGCACAAAUGCAUAGCCGAAACUGCCGUAGUUCCUCACCCUCAUCCUGUCAAAGGAGAAUGCCUCUACUGUUUUGUUGUUUUGAAAGACGGAUAUCAGUUUGAUGAGAAAUUGGUUCAAGAAUUACGACAACAAGUUGUUCAUCGAAUUGGUCCAUUUGCAAGCCCAGAGUACUUUCACCAUGCAACAUCAUUGCCAAAGACGAGAUCAGGAAAAACUGUUCGACGCAUAUUGCGAAAAAUAGCAACUAAUGAUAGGAACAUAGGAGACCUGAGCACCCUUACUGACGAAAAUGUGGUGCAAGAAUUGUUCGAAUCAAGAAAGUUUUUAAAGAGAAUUACUCGAACAGCGUAAAAUAUCUUAAAUGGAAUCUCUGAUGUCCUUAUGCAUUUUUGUAAUAAUAUAUACAAUUAACAACGACAUUUUAAAAAAUAUAUGUAUUUUUGUUCGGAGAGUUUUGAAAUCUAAUCCUUUAUAAAACAGAACUGUAAUAAAUGAUACGUUUUGAUAAGA
This is a messenger RNA of Stegodyphus dumicola, 2611 nucleotides long. Its product is annotated as acetyl-coenzyme A synthetase, cytoplasmic-like. The record is from RefSeq and is a predicted model, not a curated record. NCBI's taxonomy places the organism in Eukaryota, Metazoa, Arthropoda, Arachnida, Araneae, Eresidae. Gene Ontology annotation, molecular function: AMP binding; acetyl-CoA synthetase activity.